GAGGCUCUAUCCGGGCCUCGGGGCUCCUCUUUCCUUUCGCGCCGGUUGCCGCUGCGGAGCGCGGCGGGUCCAUGUGCGAGGCGAGCGGCGCUGUUCGUGGCCCAGUAGCACCCGAGCUCGGGGUUCGACCGCGUCCGCGCCGCGAUGGAUCCCAACACCAUCAUCGAGGCCCUGCGGGGCACCAUGGACCCUGCCCUGCGCGAGGCCGCCGAGCGGCAGCUCAAUGAAGCACACAAGUCUCUGAAUUUUGUUUCAACACUGCUUCAGAUUACUAUGUCGGAACAACUGGAUUUACCUGUGAGACAGGCAGGUGUUAUCUAUUUGAAAAAUAUGAUAACACAGUACUGGCCUGAUCGGGAAACAGCAGCAGGGGAUAUGUCCCCUUAUAAUAUUCCAGAAGAAGAUCGACACUGUAUUCGAGAAAAUAUUGUAGAAGCCAUUAUUCACUCUCCUGAGCUCAUCAGGGUACAGCUUACUACAUGCAUUCAUCAUAUCAUCAAACAUGAUUAUCCAAGUCGAUGGACAGCCAUUGUGGACAAAAUUGGCUUUUAUCUUCAGUCUGAUAACAGUGCUUGUUGGCUAGGAAUUCUUCUUUGCCUUUAUCAGCUUGUGAAAAAUUAUGAGUACAAGAAACCAGAGGAACGGAGUCCGUUAGUUGCAGCAAUGCAGCAUUUCCUGCCAGUUCUAAAGGACCGUUUUAUCCAGCUUCUUUCUGAUCAAUCUGAUCAAUCUGUUCUCAUCCAGAAGCAAAUUUUCAAGAUUUUCUAUGCUCUUGUCCAGUAUACCCUACCUUUGGAGCUGAUAAAUCAACAAAACUUGACAGAAUGGAUAGAAAUUUUAAAGACUGUAGUGAACAGGGAUGUUCCUAACGAAACCCUUCAAGUUGAAGAAGAUGACAGACCCGAGUUACCAUGGUGGAAAUGUAAGAAAUGGGCUCUUCAUAUUUUGGCAAGGCUUUUUGAAAGAUAUGGAAGCCCUGGUAAUGUUUCCAAGGAGUACAAUGAAUUUGCUGAAGUGUUUCUGAAGGCAUUUGCUGUUGGUGUCCAGCAAGUUUUAUUGAAGGUAUUAUAUCAGUACAAGGAGAAGCAGUAUAUGGCUCCUCGAGUCUUACAGCAGACGUUAAAUUAUAUUAAUCAAGGAGUCUCCCACGCCCUCACCUGGAAGAAUCUGAAGCCUCAUAUACAGGGAAUCAUUCAAGAUGUCAUUUUUCCACUGAUGUGCUAUACAGAUGCUGAUGAAGAACUGUGGCAGGAAGACCCUUAUGAAUAUAUACGCAUGAAAUUUGAUGUAUUUGAAGAUUUUAUUUCUCCUACUACUGCUGCCCAGACGCUUUUGUUCACAGCCUGUAGCAAGAGGAAAGAGGUGUUACAGAAGACUAUGGGGUUUUGCUACCAGAUUCUCACAGAGCCAAACGCAGACCCUCGGAAAAAGGACGGGGCGCUCCAUAUGAUCGGCUCCUUAGCUGAGAUACUCCUGAAGAAGAAAAUCUACAAAGACCAAAUGGAGUACAUGCUACAGAAUCACGUUUUCCCGCUCUUCAGCAGCGAAUUAGGCUACAUGAGAGCAAGGGCUUGCUGGGUUCUUCACUAUUUUUGUGAAGUGAAGUUCAAAAGUGACCAGAACCUCCAAACAGCAUUAGAAUUGACACGAAGAUGUCUAAUUGAUGAUAGGGAAAUGCCUGUAAAAGUGGAAGCUGCCAUUGCUCUUCAAGUAUUGAUCAGUAACCAAGAAAAAGCUAAAGAAUAUAUCACACCAUUCAUCAGACCUGUCAUGCAGGCUCUUCUUCAUAUUAUAAGAGAAACAGAAAAUGAUGAUCUUACCAAUGUCAUUCAGAAAAUGAUUUGUGAAUAUAGUGAAGAAGUUACUCCUAUUGCAGUAGAAAUGACACAGCAUUUGGCGAUGACAUUUAAUCAGGUGAUCCAGACUGGACCAGAUGAAGAGGGAAGUGAUGACAAAGCAGUCACUGCUAUGGGCAUUUUAAAUACGAUCGAUACACUGCUUAGUGUAGUUGAAGAUCAUAAAGAGAUAACCCAGCAGCUUGAGGGCAUCUGCUUACAGGUCAUUGGAACUGUCUUACAGCAGCAUGUCUUGGAAUUCUACGAGGAGAUCUUCUCCCUAGCACAUAGUCUGACUUGCCAGCAAGUGUCUGCACAGAUGUGGCAGCUGCUGCCUCUGGUGUUUGAGGUCUUUCAGCAAGACGGCUUUGACUACUUUACAGAUAUGAUGCCUUUGCUUCAUAAUUAUGUAACAGUUGAUACAGACACACUUCUGUCUGAUACGAAGUAUCUCGAAAUGAUUUACAGUAUGUGCAAAAAGGUUCUUACAGGAGUCGCAGGAGAGGAUGCAGAGUGCCAUGCAGCUAAGUUGCUGGAGGUCGUCAUUCUGCAGUGCAAAGGACGUGGCAUCGACCAGUGUAUUCCCUUAUUUGUGGAAGCAGCUUUGGAAAGACUGACAAGAGAGGUGAAGACCAGUGAGCUUCGGACCAUGUGCCUGCAAGUCGCCAUAGCUGCUUUGUAUUACAACCCUCACCUGCUUCUCAACACCUUAGAAAAUCUCCGCUUCCCUAAUAAUGUUGAACCAGUUACAAAUCAUUUUAUUACUCAGUGGCUUAAUGAUGUGGAUUGUUUCCUGGGGCUUCAUGACAGAAAGAUGUGUGUUCUUGGCCUGUGUGCUCUCAUUGACAUGGAACAGAUACCACAAGUUUUAAAUCAGGUUUCUGGACAGAUAUUGCCAGCUUUUAUCCUUUUAUUUAAUGGGCUAAAACGAGCAUAUGCUUGUCACGCAGAACAUGAGAAUGACAGUGAUGAUGAUGAUGAGGCCGACGACGACGAUGAAACAGAGGAACUGGGCAGCGAUGAGGAUGACAUUGAUGAAGACGGGCAAGAAUACUUGGAGAUUCUGGCUAAGCAGGCGGGUGAAGAUGGAGACGAUGAAGACUGGGAAGAAGACGAUGCUGAGGAGACUGCUCUGGAGGGCUAUUCCACAAUCAUUGACGACGAAGAUAACCCUGUUGAUGAGUAUCAGAUAUUCAAAGCUAUAUUUCAAACUAUUCAGAAUCGUAAUCCUGUGUGGUAUCAGGCUCUAACUCAUGGACUUAAUGAAGAACAAAGAAAACAGUUACAAGACAUAGCAACUCUAGCAGAUCAAAGAAGAGCAGCCCACGAAUCCAAAAUGAUUGAGAAGCAUGGAGGAUACAAAUUUAGUGCUCCAGUUGUGCCAAGUUCUUUCAAUUUUGGAGGCCCGGCACCAGGGAUGAAUUGAAUUACUACUUUAUUUCCUACUGUGUGAUUGUAGUGAAGAGCUUGUGUUCCUCCUAGUAGUGGUUCCAGAACUGGUUCAUGUUAUCUACUCUAAACUAAUUGAUCAAUAAUAGAUGGACAAAAUUACCAAGGAGGUGAGACCUGAUCAUGCAAGCUGGCACUGAAACGGAAACCAGAGGGUUGGGGGUGGGGUAUUGUCUUUAUUUUUUUGAAGAAACUUAAGAUUUUGACUGAAAGUUCAAGUGACACUGUGGAAAUCUGAAACAAGAGGGGAUGUCAUGAAGGCAGCUUUUCUUUUUCUGAGGAAAAAAAUAGGCGUGGGCUACAGGACUAUUUAAAAUGUCUCAUUUACAGUAUAAGCUCAAAGGUAGAUAUAAUUUUUACACCUAUGAGUAUUUGUCCCAUUUCUGUCUCUUCUUCCUCAUCAUUGGGUAUCCUUUAUAUGUAAAUAUGGUAAGGUGAUUGGCCUUAUUCAUUCUUCAUUUUCAUCAUCUAAGAUGGUUCCUGUGUAAACUAUUGGACAUUUAUUGUAGCACUACAUAACUGAUUAAGGAAAAAAAUCUGUAAAUGAAUUAGCACUUUCAUAUUGAAACAAGCCUGCUAGCCUAUGUAUAAAAUAGCAAAAUGUUUGCUGUUUAUAAAAAGAAGGGAUGUAAUGGGGAGGGGUGGGGUAAUUUCAAGUUCUUAAUUUAAAGUGAAAUAGCAAUUUUGUACCUGGUGACUUUGCGGUGCACUCACCUCUGAUAGUGACUUGAAUUCGGUGUGUUCAAAGGGGUUAGUGAUAUUUCAUUGCUGCUAAAAAAAAAAUGGCAUUUCCCUCUGUGUCCUAUGUUUUUUCUUCAAACUGUGUACAAGUGGAUAUAUCAAUACAAGACCUCACUGUAACAGAAAACAAGGUGGUGUUUUCAUUUGAAGUAUGUAAAUUGGCCAUAAAGUUCUGCUCUUAAAGAGUUGAUCAAAGAAUAUGACUAAACUGACAUAUAUGCAAUCUAUUAAAACAACUUAAUUUGGCUAUUAUUUCUUGAUCUGAUUGCAUUUUUUCCUAAUUAUAAUUUUUUUCCUCUGUAGUGGACCUAUUUAUAUCCUGUUAUUACAGAGUGCAACUUGCACACUUUAAUCAGACACGUAAUUAAUACCCGCCACCCGGUUCUACCAUCUCCCAACCCAUGUUGUUGAUUGUGGUAUCUGUUCUUAAAUAGAUUAAAGGUAAACAAUUCCCUCCUAAAACCACUAUUGAUACCACUGCAAAAUCAAGCCAGCAAAAAAAAAAAAAAAGGACAAUGUCGGAGGUUGGCUUCUUCCCUUUUCCUAACUGCAUGUUCAAAAAUAAGUCUUUAUUGGUCUGAAACUAGACAUCUGUCAGAUGAGGCAUACAUUUGGGUUAUUUUUUAUAUACGUGUAUACACGAAAUAUUUCAGAUUGAAAGUAGCAUCUCAAUGGAUUGAAAACUAUUAAAUGCUGUUGUCUAUAACAGACUAGGAAAAUUGUAGUUGUAAGACUGCGGCAGAUGCACAUAUAUUUAAAAUGCAUAUAACAAAAACCCAACGUUGUGUUUUUCUUAUAUGCCAAUAAUUAAGCCACUGCUGUUGGCACUGUUUGGUUUUCUAUUUUAACACUGAAGGAAUGAAAGUAUUUCCUAUAUUUAUGAAUUUCCUAUGAAGAAUCUUGGCCAAAAAAAAAAAUUGUCUAAGAUGUGGGUGAAAACUGUUAAUCAAGUAUGUUUCUACUUUCCCCACCCCACUGUGGAUGCCAUCUGUAUACGUUAGGUUGCUUAGUGGAAUUUCAUUAUUAUAUAAAGAUCAGUAAUGUUAAAAUUGAGUUGUAUAUAUGCAACAUUGUGUACAGAUGGGGAAAUAUUGAAUAGUAUUCAGCAUUUUUGUCUUCCUUUAUUUUUUCUCUCUGAAUACCUGGUGUACUUUUUAAAAUUUCAGACUUCACUGCUAUCUGAAUUGACUAUUUCAAUUUUCACAUUGUUAAUCAAAAACCAUAUCUAAUAAAGGCUCUAGCUGUUCCCAUGCACAGUAUGAAAAUUCUCGUUUGCUGAGGUUCUAAGAAAAAUGUAUUGACAUGUCUUUGAGAAGUUUUAUUGUCUCCUGUGUCAUACAGUCCAAACUACGUUCAAUUUACAGGUUUUAACUGAAAUUAAAGACCUCUAAAUUAUAUUUGUUGUUAGUAUUCAAAUGAUAGUUUCUAACGCAUCUAUUAUAUACCUCAAUUAUUUUUAAUUAUUUACUAAAAUUUAACACAAAACUUUAGUUUCUAAUACAUCAUGCAUCUUUGUGUCUGUUUUCAGAUAAGGUAGAAAUAUUGGGUUACUUUAAGAGUAAUGUAUUUAUAAACCUGCAAAGCAGUUUUUUUUGUUUGUUUUUUAACAGCUUUACCCACACUAACCUGUAACUUGUUUCUUUGUAGAAUUUUAACUGGCUUUGUUUAGGUUUUAGUAUUUGUCUUUGUUAAGCAUAAAGUGUUUUUGUAAGUUUAAAGCCAUCCAUUUUUUUUAAACCUAUUUUAAAUAAAGGAAGUUGAUCUGU
Molecule: messenger RNA, 5791 nt
Organism: Erinaceus europaeus (western European hedgehog)
Lineage: Eukaryota; Metazoa; Chordata; Mammalia; Eulipotyphla; Erinaceidae
Gene: IPO7
Product: importin 7
Exons: 25
Coding region: 145-3261 (1038 amino acids)
Biological process (GO): protein import into nucleus
Cellular component (GO): nuclear envelope; cytosol
Molecular function (GO): small GTPase binding
Source: RefSeq, a predicted model, not a curated record